Amyelois transitella is the source of this 528-nucleotide messenger RNA. RefSeq lists its product as uncharacterized. The transcript is spliced from 3 exons. Bases 1 to 528 code for a protein of 175 amino acids. Lineage: Eukaryota; Metazoa; Arthropoda; Insecta; Lepidoptera; Pyralidae. The record is from RefSeq and is a predicted model, not a curated record.
AUGCUGUCAAUAAAAAAGAUUGUCGGGGAAGUAUUCUCCGCUACUUUCAAGAAGACAAGCAUUCAUAAGGUGUGUUCAAGCUUGAUUGGAAAGUUGGACUCGCCAGAAUCAUUUCUUGAAGCAUUAUCAAAGCAAAUGACCACUGAUAAUAUAAAUAUGGUAUUUUCCACCACCAAACAUCAAAGUGAUUCACCAAUGUGGUUUGAGUUGAGGUACGGCAGAAUUACUGGCUCAACUCUUUAUGAAGCCGCUCACUGUAGAACUAUAAAUGGUUCCCUUCUGAACGCAAUUAUGGGAGAACAUACAAAAUUUACUUCCAUUGCGAUGAGUAGAGGGAAAAUACUAGAAAAAAAAGUUAUCAAAGUAGUAAGCAAGAAAGAAAAGAUUGAAAUUGAAGAAGCUGGACUACUUCUUAAUGCCGAGUAUCCUAUUUUUGGAGCAACACCUGACGGGCUUACUGAAAAUUAUACAGUAGAAGUCAAAUUUCCUUCAACCGAAUCUGCCAUACUUUCCUAUGUGAAAGAAUAA